Stylonychia lemnae is the source of this 1059-nucleotide messenger RNA. The record is from the annotation of a GenBank genome assembly. NCBI's taxonomy places the organism in Eukaryota, Ciliophora, Spirotrichea, Sporadotrichida, Oxytrichidae.
AUGCUAAGCAUAACCUAAAACUCCAUCAAUUUAAUCUGGCUUUUGUUAGAAAAGGAUGAGAAUUUCCAAAACUCACUGACGUUGACAAAAUCAGCAUAUCAAAAAGAUGGCUCUGAUAUAUUAGAUCAAAAUGAUUCAAAUAAUUUGGUCAAACUAGAAAAUAAAAGUCCUCUUUUAAGUCCUCACGGCUAAAACAGAAAAGAAUCAGGGGAAAACUAUAUUUAAAACAUGCCAUUAAUGAGAGAAACUUAUCUCUAAAAGAAAAAUAAUUUGAAUAUAUCAAUGAACAGUAAUAGCUAGAAGCUAAAUAGCAACUUUGAGUUGUCAAGACAAAACAGUAACAAUCCACUUAGCAGAUAAAGGACAGAGAAAAUUGCGUCUGAUCAUGAUUUGUAAGAGCAAGAAGAAGAAUAGCAAUAAGAAGAUACUAAGUAAAAUGACGAGGGUUAAGAGUUACAAAAUGAAUAUUUACAAAUGAAAGACCAGCAUGACUUGGUUGGUUUCCUGCUUACUUGCAAAAAGAUAUCGUCAGUCGUCGAAGAUGAAGAUCAGAAUAAACUGCAGAAUAAUCUAUGGAAACUAAACAAUAAGGAAUCAGAGAAAAUAAAUAAAAAGAUAAAACAGAAGAAAUUCAUAAAGAAGGAGAAUACUUUGAGUGAAGACAUUGUUACAAACUCAAACUAAGCAUAUCAAAGCUAUGUAAAUAGACUAAUGAAGCAAUCUACUUAAAAAGAAAAAUAGCAAUAACUAAUCAAACAGCAGACCAUGAAAGCCAAUGAGAUAGCUGUAGCUAACCUUCUGGGUAGCUUCAACAAACCAGAUAACAUAGUUUUUGAAUAGAACCCUCAACUUAAACGAGGAAUAACUGCAGCAGUACUUUCUCCAGCUUACCUUACUAAAGAUGAUGAGAACAAAAAGCUAAUAAUGUAUAAGAAAACUGAUGAGGAUGAAGAUUACGUUGAUCUUUUAAGAUAUCAACAUUAGGUCUAUUAGCAUAACUAACUUAUGAAUAAGUAAUCCAAGUAUCAUGACAACGACUGUAAAUGCACAAUAUUUUGA